AAAUGAGACUGGGUGGGUUGGGCUUAGUGUGCCCUCUCCGUGACUCUGACACAUUAUCAUAGAAUUAGGCAUCUCCAGUGUUGGAACUGUUCUUUAUGCUACGUGGACCUUCUUUGUCGCCACACUGUCCUACAGGUGUCAGGCCCAGCCCCGCUGUCUCAGGAAGAACUUGCCUGGUUCUGUGGGAAGGGCAGGGCCUUAAGCCAAACACCUUUAAGAUCUCCCCACGCUCCCCCUCCAUGAUGUCGUUACCAACAAACAAGUCUUCUCUUCGGCUUUUCCUGUCGAGUGUUUUCCAGGUUUCCCUGUGUGAUGCAUCACUUUGGGGCCAAUAGCAAAGGAGCUUGCUUGCAUGAAUACGCAGGAGUCCUGGUGUCCAAUCAGGUUGUGAUGGACUCCAUCUGGUGACUCUUCUAGAUCUCUUUGGAGGAGCUGUGGACAGGAACUCAGCUGCCCCACCUCUCGCUGCCCCGCCAUCUUGGUUCCACCCCCUGUGCCAGGACCACUUCAGAGCAUCCAGGCCCCAGCCGCAGACUACGGGAAAGGCUUCUCGAGAUUGACAGAGAGGGGGAAGAUGACGUCUUCGUCGCUUCUGGAGCUCAGCUCCAUAGAGACGCCCACACUGCUGAGUGAGAUCAAGACAGAGCCUCCCGAGGAGCUCCUGGCCCCCGAAUGCAGCGUGCCCCAGGCUGAGCCGGUGGACCUCUCCCUGCACAAGCCCAAAGCCUCACCCCCACACACGGCCCCACUCUUGCCCUCGGCCAUGCUGGUGGCCCCUUCAGUCCAGCCACCUGUGGUAUCAGUGUCUCCCUCGCCCUCCACCUCUGCCAUCCCAGCUGUGUUGUCUCCCGGCUCCAUCCUGGCCUCGACCCAGGGCAGCAGUGGCCAGCAGAUCCUGCACCUGAUUCACGCCAUCCCCUCGGUCAACCUGCCUAGCAAGAUGGGCAGUCUGCAGACCAUCCCCGUGGUGGUCCAGUCUCUGCCUGUGGUCUACACCACCAUGGCGGCCGACAGCGUGACGGCGGCCAUCACGGUCCCACUGAUUGGAGGCGAUGGCAAGAAUGCAGGUUCUGUGAAAUUAGACCCCAGCUCCAUGUCUCCAGUAGAAGUGCAGAGUGACAGUGAGGACAGCGUAGGGGAGACUGUGUCUGUGUCUGCAGCUUUUCAGGAGCUGCAGAGAGAGUCUGUGGGGGCCCCGUUACAUCACACUGAGUCUCCUGACCUAAAGAAGAGGCGCGUUCACCAGUGUGACUUCGCAGGAUGUAACAAGGUCUAUACCAAGAGCUCCCACCUGAAGGCCCAUCGGAGAAUCCACACUGGAGAGAAGCCAUACAAAUGCACCUGGGAAGGCUGCACCUGGAAAUUUGCUCGCUCAGACGAGUUGACCCGGCAUUUCCGAAAGCACACAGGCAUCAAACCCUUCCACUGCUCAGACUGUGACCGAAGCUUCUCCCGCUCAGACCACCUGGCCCUCCACCGGCGGCGGCAUAUCAUGAUCUCUUGUCCUGCUUCGGAUCAGUGUUUGGAGAAACUGGCAAGUUCCCUGGGAUCUUUCUCCAAGACUGAGCCCCAACAGUGGAACGCAGACGACCAGUUGGCAGCUACUUCAGGGUACCUCCUGCUGCCCACUUACCUGCCAAUGGACUCGGAUGCUGAGUAAGCCCCUGCUGCCUUCCUAGUGUCAGGCCAGCAGGGCUCAUUUAGAAACAGUGUUUCCCAAUACACCAGCAGCCCCCAGGCCCUGGCCUUGUCCUCCUCCUGAGGAGGGGAGAGGAGAUAAGUGGCAGCAAUUCCUGGGGCUUCUCUGCCUCCUCUUAUGCACAGACCACUGGCUGCUGCUGCUGCCACUGGGAAGUCCUGCCUCACUGGCCCUCCCAAGCUGGAGGGUGGCAGGACACAGUUUCUCCCACUGACCUUUCCCUUUUCCCUUUUCAAAGGCCCCUGAGGGGGAGCCAUCCUCACUGGAAGGUUCCGCUGGCCACUUAGCUUUUCUCUCCACCUUUUGCCUGCUUUUUUCUAGUUGGGUGCUUUGCCCCCUGCCUACCAGGGGCCUUCUGGCCUUGCUGUUUGUCGGUAUGGGAAUCUUGGGGGCUGAGCUAGGCUCGACGGGGCCCCUUUCGCACUGAGGGCACCACCUUAUGUCAGUGGACCUGAAAGACCCAGGCCUGACAUUUUCCCACCUUGUCCUCCACUUCCCCCAGAUGGGUUGCUAAUCACAUGACUGGGGACAAGGACUGCAUUUGCAGCGAUUGCCAACCUCCAAGGAAAUGCCCCCAUCGAGGGGUGUCGGGGGCCUGCUCUUUAGCCUGACUUCUAGGUAGGCGUAGCCAGGAGCCGAGGAGCGGAUUGAGAGGAGAACCUCCUGGCACGACUCCUCCCCCUACUUCUUCCCAGACCCGGGAACUUGGGAGCCCAGAGUUAAUGCUAUCCAUUCCCAAAUGGGAUACCUUUUAGGGGAGGGUGCCACGAAGGCCCCCUUGGCACCAGGCUCCCUCAAUAGUGCCCUGCAGUUUGUGAUUCACGGAGAGGCCUGGGAGAGCGGCCAAGGUCCAAGGGUUGGUUUGGGACUCGGAACGAACGCAAUGUUCCCUUUCUGCUUCUGAUGUUCAAGCACAUUUCGGCAGGCGGUCGGGGAGAAGGGUCUUGGGUGGAUACUCAGCUGGGUGGGGGUGGGGGGAUGUCGUGGGGGAUGAUCUGAACUCAGGCCUCGUGAGAUGUUGUUGUUAUGGGCUGGACAAAGCGUUCAUUGCUCAUUGUGUGGUGGGUUUUGAGGUUCUACUCUUCUUGGGAGUGUUCAGCUUGGACCUGUUUCUACAGAGCCUUGGUUAGUGCAGAUGGGUACAUGAAGAUGGGCUGUUUGGCUGCUCUCGGGCACUAGCUCCUGGAGUUAGAGUCUAUUUGGCCAAGCCCAGCCUUGGGGAGAUGUGGGGUGCAGCUGAGAGAGGCGCUGACUGGCUCCCGGUGACUGGCGCUCGCUCGGGCCCUGCCCCUGUGCUUCUUCCCAGAGCCCUCCCUGUACAGCUCUUCUUCUGGGCCACUCUGAGAAGCAGGUGCAGCCCCUCUUUCAUUUCCCUGAAAGGUGGUUAGUCCAGCCUCUUCUCAAACACUGGAAGUGACAGGGAGCUCACUACCUCCAGAGGCAGCCCCUUUUAUCUCCAGGUGUUUUCUUGGGGCUACAAGGCUAACUUCCCCAGGUCUCUCCACCUCCUGGUCUCAGGCACAACCCUUUUCCCAGGGAUCUCUUCAAUGAAAGAAAUAAAAUUAAGUACAAUUUU
Messenger RNA from Vombatus ursinus (common wombat), 3275 nucleotides. RefSeq names its product Kruppel like factor 8 (gene KLF8). NCBI's taxonomy places the organism in Eukaryota, Metazoa, Chordata, Mammalia, Diprotodontia, Vombatidae. Gene Ontology annotation, molecular function: DNA-binding transcription factor activity, RNA polymerase II-specific; RNA polymerase II cis-regulatory region sequence-specific DNA binding. Gene Ontology annotation, biological process: regulation of transcription by RNA polymerase II. Bases 575 to 1660 code for a protein of 361 amino acids. The transcript is spliced from 8 exons. The record is from RefSeq and is a predicted model, not a curated record.